CAAAGGCGUCGAUCUAUCUUGUACCAUUCUUUUGCUUAUAUAUAUGAUCACUUCCAACCCCUCAAUUUGUAAGUAAUUCCAUUUUGACAAUCCAAAUUCCACCACCUUUAGGAUGGAUCUCACUUCUAGUGUAGGAAAUAAACUUGUUCCAGGAGAUGAAUUGGGCUAUGACAGAGCCAAGGAAGUGAAGGAGUUUGAUGAAACAAAAGCUGGAGUUAAAGGACUAGUGGACUCUGGAGUGACCAAGGUCCCAAGGUUCCUCAUCCAUCCACCAGAGAGCCUUCCAAAUCCAAUGCUAUCUCCAGCCACUACCCACUUCCAAGUUCCAGUGAUAGAUCUCCAAGGCUAUGAACAAAGUUGCCGGAGGAUGGAGAUCGUUGAUCAAAUACGUAAAGCAUCAGAAACAUGGGGCUUCUUUCAAAUGAUUAAUCAUGGAGUUCCAGUUAGUGCUAUGGACAAAAUGUUUGAAGCAGUUCAACAAUUCCAUGAGCAACCAAAGGAAGAGAAGAUGAAGUGGUACUCACGUGAUCUCAAGCAACCAGUUAAGUACUACAGCAAUAUAGAUCUCCUAGUCUCCAAAGCAGCAAGUUGGAGGGAUUCAAUUUCAUUUGAUUUCAAAUAUGGUCCCCUAAACCUUGAAGCACUUCCCCUAGCAUGCAGGGAGUCUGUAAGCGAAUAUUGGAAACACAUGAUUGAACUAACCAAGCCACUAAAAGAAUUACUAUCAGAAGCUUUGGGGCUUAGUACUGACUACCUAGCAAACAUAGAAUGCAUGAAAUCUGAAAUGUUUGUGUGCCACUAUUACCCAGCUUGUCCUGAACCAGACUUGACCCUUGGCACAAAAAAGCAUUCAGAUCCAUCCUCUCUAACUAUACUCUUGCAAGACAAUAUUGGUGGCCUGCAGGUUCUCCAUCAAGAUCAUUGGGUUGACGUUCCUCCAGUGCACGGAGCAUUAGCAGUCAACAUUGGUGACCUUCUGCAGCUAAUCACAAACGACAAGUUCAAAAGUGUGGAGCAUAGGGUACUGGCUGGACGUAUUGGGCCCAGAAUUUCAGCUGCAUGCUUUCUCCAUCCAAGUCCUGCAAGAAAACUUGGGCCAAUAAAGGAGAUUCUAUCUGACAGCAACCCACCCAUAUACAGGGAAACUCAUAUUAGUGAAUACGUUGCUCAGUAUACAUCAAAGGGACUGGAUGGAAACUCAGCCCUUACUCAUUUUAAGCUUUUAUAAACUAUGCUAGCAAUUAAUAGAAUUGAAGUU
This is a messenger RNA of Quercus lobata, 1258 nucleotides long. Its product is annotated as 1-aminocyclopropane-1-carboxylate oxidase homolog 1-like. Bases 113 to 1228 code for a protein of 371 amino acids. The record is from RefSeq and is a predicted model, not a curated record. Lineage: Eukaryota; Viridiplantae; Streptophyta; Magnoliopsida; Fagales; Fagaceae. The transcript is spliced from 3 exons.